UCUGUGUGAUAGGGCAGUGCCAUCGGCCUCAAAAAGGUGAUGGUGAGGUAUUGAGAGCAAAUGAUGUCGAUCUGAGGAAUACACGGGAUGAUAUUCACAGUUCAGCGGGAGGAUGAUGAUGAUGAUGAUAGUAAUGAUGAUGUUAAUGAUGAUGAUGAUGAUGAUGAUAAUGGUGAUAUGAAUGGUCGGAAUCUUUGGUCUCAGAAGACUGGGGAUAAUGAUAAUGAUGCGGAUAAUGAAUCAUCGGAACCACUGGAAUCACCUCAAAAUGGUGAUGAUGAUGAUGAUGAUAUGGAUUGUUGGAAUCAGAAGACUGGGGAUGUAGAAAGGGAAGAUGAUGUCGCAGGUCUGGGCGGUACAGUCUAUUGGGAUAAGAAGAGAAGUGAAGACAAGAGUGUGGAUUCCAAAGGUGCCAAUGACAUGAAAGGCGUUGAGCAGAAGGAGGGCGAAGACAACAGUGUCGACAAAGCUCGAGGAGGAGGAGGAGGGGGAGGGGGAGCAAAUGAGGAAGAGGAGGAGAAGGAAGACAAAGGGAGGAGGAGAGGAAGAGGAGGAGGAGAGGAGGAGCAAAUAAGGAAGAAGAGGAGGAAAGGAGGAGAAGAGAAGCAGCAAUCAUGGCCUGAGCCCGCUGGGGUUGUGGCAUCUGAAGGAGAUUACGCGAUCUUCAUUCCUCCCGGGAACAACUCGACAAGGCAGGUGGUGGAUUACACUGUGCAGGAGCUAAUCAUUACAGAAAGCUCUCUUUCCUUGCCAAUGGGACGGGUUCAGUCCGAAGAUGCGGCUAACGGGGAAGAGGGGGGCGACACCGUCCAGACGAAUGGAACAGGCAAAAUCUACAGCGGCGUCAGCUACACACUGAUUUCAAAGGCCAUCGGGAUCUUCCCAGCGGCUUCCACAAUUGAGCCCAGCCUUCUGAUGCUCCGCUUCUGGGUGGGGACCACCAACAGACGCAGGCAUCUACUUCAGCAGGACUUAUUGGCCUCAGAGGAGAAUGAUAUCUGGAACCAGCAGCAGAAUAAGGAUCGAGACAAGGAUACUGGCCAUUGCAAGGAGGGGAAAAAGGAAGCAGCCGACAAUUUGCCGGUGAAUGGCACAACCGGCGUGGAAACAUCGUCUUUUGACAGAGGCUCGCUCGAAGCAGAAGCACUUCUGCACAAAGCAGAGCAGAAGAAGAGAGGAGAGGACAGCAGGGGAAAAGAAGAAGAAGGGAGGAGGGCAAAAAGCAAAGACAGCAAGCCAUUCGACGGAGCAGUGAGGGGGUUCACCGAUGGAAUGCCUCAACAAGGACGAAGACGGCGUUUUGUUCCAUUGAGUCGGGACCAAGUCAAGGAGGAAGGAGUUCAUCCCGGCGGCGAACUAAAGGAGGGACCCCGUCUCCCAAGAAGCUCCUCCUCCUCCUCCUCCUCCUUGCCCUCCUCCUCCUCGAGACACUUGUUGGAUUCAAUUGAUUAUAAUCCAGAAGCGAUCGUUGUUGUGCACCAACAAAGAAUUCCAGACAAGUUUAACCUCCUUGUUGACGAGACCAUGUCGUGGUCGAUGCUCAGCGACAAAAACUUCACCAUCGAGGAUGGCUAUGCGUCUGCGGUUAUAACAUCAUUUGGCAUUUACGCUGUCGCAAUAGAAACAAGUGCUUUGUCUUCCGGCAACCCUGAUCCUAAUGCAGAUAACGGAGAGCAGUCCGGGGCCUCCCUGCAAAGGCCGAACACGACCAGUGCGCCGAGAGACAUGGAGCCAAGAGCAGAGGAAAGGCACGGAGCCAUACUGGACCCAUCUUACGUCAUUCUGCUCAUCGUCGUAGGUAUCACGAUCAUUGCGGCUAUCGGUGCAAGCAUUUCAUAUCGACAACGUUCGAAGGAGGCGCAAAUAGAAGAAAAGCAGCAGCAGCAGCAGCAGCAGCAGCAAGAAGAAGAAGGGGUGGCGGACGGGGAACUUGGCAAAAAAAGGGUGACAUGGACGGCGGCGAUAGACAACAUCCGCUCAUCACUGUUCUCUAAGGGUGGAAGCGUGUUUGGCCAAGCAAUGGCCGGCUUAUUCAGAGUCAAUGCGGCUGCAGCAGAGACGACGGAGCCAGGAGGAGGAGGGCGGGAUGGCAGAUCUCGAACCGUCAGUCCGGUCGGUAGUAGGAUGGGAUCAUUGUUCCAACGUUUUGAACCAAACCGGCAAAAGCGUGAAGACAUAGACUCCACAAGUACGCUGACCCCGAUCGAGGAAUCGUCGACGCUGAAAAAGAUGGCCGCAAGGCGAAUAUCGGCUAUCCCUCCCAUUCCGAGGAAAGAGGGGAUUGGGGCCGGGGCUGGGCCUGGGGUUGGUUUCAGGUCACAUCUUCCAGUGAAUCCAUUGUUUGGAAAUGCUGCUGCAGACCUAUCAGAGCAGACAACGACAUCAAGUCCUCUAGAGAAAGCGGUUACGGCGAGGAAGAACCAAUCCCCCGAAAAGGACACUAAACAGGGCCUCCCCGUCCCCGAAAAGGAGAUGAAAGGGGGCCUUAUGACCUACGAAAAGGAGGCUAAGCGGGGCCUCGCAAUAUUGGCGAAGGAGAUUAAACAGGGUCCCCCGAUCUCCGAAAAGGAGACCAAACGGGGCAUCCUGAGACGGCACCAUGCAGAUGAUGGUCAAACUGAGACUCAUGGUGACGACCCACGACAGUCGGAGGUCCAAAGUAAGAGCCAGGGACAGGUUGCGGUCCAGCGUAAGAACCUGGAACAAGGUCAGGGCCAGAUGCAAGACAAGCAGCGGGAGCAUAGUCCGAGAACAAAGUCUGGACCAGGAGCUAUGCUCACGGGUCGUGCCGAUGGUGGUCAAGAUCAGGGCCGUAUUCCUGCCGUGGAGUCGGGAUCGGUACCCUUCGUCAAAAUCAAGCUCGGAGCCAAGGGUGCCGAGAAGGAGGACGGUCCUCGACCAGCGACCGGAGUGAUACCCAGGAUCACAACAAAGACCCAGGGCCAAGUGCAGGACCAGAGUCCGCUCCAGAGGCAGCCGCAUGGUAGUCAGGACCAGGCUGAGGAUCGAGAUCAGGGUCUGGGUCAGGUUCGGGACCAGGGGCAGGACCAGGGGCGGGACCAGGGGCGGGACCAGGGGUGGGACCAGGAGCAGGACCACGGGCGGGACCAGGGGCAGGACCAGGGUCAGCACCAGGGUCGGGACCAGGGUCGGGACCAGGGGCGGGACCAGGGUCGGGAUCAAGGUCGGGACCAGGAUCGGGACCAGGGUCGGGACCAGGGUCGGGACCAGGAUCCUUCCCAAGUUCACGGCCAAGGAGGUGUAUCGGACAAAAUGGAUAGGCAGCAGAAGCGAACCAAAACACCGAUCCUGAAGAUCGAGAAACUGAGUGAGCUUCAGCAGGGUUCUCGUUCUGCUCCUGGAACUCCUUUGGCGACUCACAUCACGAACAUGGGACAGGUGGUGGACCAGGUUCUGGUGCCUAGCACAGGUGAGGCUGAUAAUGACACUCCGGGCAGAAGCAAAAGAGGCAAAACCAGAGUGAGCAUCAUCCCCAUUGAAAAGGUAUUAAGCUGGAGCCAAAGGCAGAAGCCAAUGACAGGUGGGGCGCUCGAGGACGGACCACGAACACCGAAAGAAGAGAGACACGAGUCGGUUUCUGUUCCUGCCGCCGCUGCUGCUGCUGCUGCAGCUUCUGUUCCUCCUCCUCCUCUUCCUUCUCCUCCUCCUGCUUCUCAUCCUCCUCUUCCUUCUCAUCCUUCUCAUCGUUCUCCGCGUUCUCCUACUCUUCUUUCUCCUCCUUCAGCUUUUCAAUUUGUCCCUUCUCCUCGGUCCCCCCACACACCCUCUGGCGAUGGAAGAUAAAAAAACCGGCAAAGGGGGACUGCCUCUUAAGCAAAGGAGGAAGAACAACUGGCAUCGAGGGCAUCAACACACCCAUCAGCUGCACAAUCCCUUCAUAAAAGCAGACAGGGGCAGAGGGGGGUGACCUGUCUGCUCGGUCUGGCAACGGCAUGGAUCUUCAACUAGUUCUAGUUCAGGGGGAGAAGGAAUGAAUCUUCAGCUAGAAA
Chara braunii is the source of this 4010-nucleotide messenger RNA. The record is from the annotation of a GenBank genome assembly. Lineage: Eukaryota; Viridiplantae; Streptophyta; Charophyceae; Charales; Characeae.